AUGCUUAUGACGCGCAAAUCUAAUCGUGAUUAUGUACAAGGAAAGGGUAGAUAUGCUGAGAACAUGAUUGAAACCACGAUCCGUCUUCGUCGCGCAAUCCAUACACCCGAUGCAUCUCUCGUAAAACGAAUCCUCAAAUCCCAUCCCAAUCUUCUUCACAAUCCCGAUAUCUCACCCCACGGUCUCUCAAACACAUCUCUCCAUCUAGCCUCUUCUCUCGGUCACCUAGAAGUUGCAUCUCUCCUUCUCUCUCUCGGUCAUGAAUCCUUAUCCAUUUCACUCAAUGAAGAACAUCAAACGGCACUCAUGCUUGCUGCUGGUGCCGGUCACACCGACAUUGUAAAUCUUCUCUGUUCGCAAGGUCCCUCCGUAUCGGGUAUUCUCAGAAGAGAUAUCCGAGGUCGAGAUGCUAUUAUGUAUGCCAGUCGCGGAGGCCAUGAUACUUGUUUACAAAUUCUUUUGACCUGUGCAGCGGUCUACAAGGAUCCGGAAGCGGUACUUGCAAAUGCUGACGUGGAUGGAAACACAGCGUUGCAUUUUGCAAGUAGUAAUGGACAUAUGUUGGUAUUAAGAACGUUGUUGGCAGCGGGUGCAAAUGCAGAGAUGAGAAAUGUGUGGAAGUGGACUCCGAUUGCUUAUAGUGCUACGAUACAAGCGGAAGUUUAUUUCAAGAAGUUGGUGAGUGAAGUGGAGAAGAGGAAGGAGAUGAGAGUGGAGGUUAAGAAAAGUUCUAUCCCGUCUAGUUUUGGUUUUGGUAGAGGAGAGAAGAAGGGGGCGGGUGUUAGGAUUGUGACGGUUGAUGAUUGAUGGGUGCACACACAACUUUGUGGGGAUAACAACUGGACCCUGAUGAUUGAUGAGUUAAGACGAUAACGAUCGUGAUGAUCUAUAUGGAUGGGAGGCAAAUGGGCACAUGUAUGUGUUUUGGUGUUUUGGUUUUUACAUAUUGCCUGCGCUUUUUGCAUGAUGUAUCAAUAGAAUGCGACUUUUGCGAGACUUUCCCUUGAACAAUAUGUGUAUAGCAUUUGCCUAUGCUUACUCUAGUAUUUAUAUAUCGUUUCAAAUACAAAGAAUUUCACACAGA
Botrytis porri is the source of this 1084-nucleotide messenger RNA. RefSeq lists its product as uncharacterized. NCBI's taxonomy places the organism in Eukaryota, Fungi, Ascomycota, Leotiomycetes, Helotiales, Sclerotiniaceae. Bases 1 to 807 code for a protein of 268 amino acids. Gene Ontology annotation, molecular function: protein binding. The transcript is spliced from 3 exons. The record is from RefSeq and is a predicted model, not a curated record.